This is a messenger RNA of Varroa destructor (honeybee mite), 1287 nucleotides long. RefSeq lists its product as uncharacterized. The record is from RefSeq and is a predicted model, not a curated record. Lineage: Eukaryota; Metazoa; Arthropoda; Arachnida; Mesostigmata; Varroidae.
CUAAAUUAGCGCGCAGCGGGAAGAUCAGCAAUGGGCUUCGUUGCAGAAGCAACAUGAAUUAUUAAGAGAGAUUCGUUAUCUAGGUAAAACGAAUACCGCUUUUACCGCUUCAUCUUUGCCAUCCUAUUCGGUAGCACUUCCAAUGAAUCAGCCAGCACCGAAGGCUUCGAUAUCAUCGAGAUCACUCGCAUGGGGGAAGGGUGUCAGCCUUUUCUGUUUUUUGAGGGGUUGUCCACGAGUAUAAGUACCCCGACUUAUUUGUUGUGGCUUUAUUGUGUCAUUGAAUUUCUGACAACUAAAAAGCUAAAAAGAAGCUCGAUUAAAGCUUAGUCAUGUUGUUUGAAACUGUGAUGAUCAGACCAGAUAUUGCGCGUAGCAUAGACAAUCGACCUCCAUACAUAUGGCAUGUAACGGCACCUCUACCAAGGCAAUGUCCAGUUAACCAAUUUAAUGGUUCAGAGUUUGAUGCGAUCAUAUUAGGGUCGAAUGUAAAUGAGCCUGAAACACCUGCGCCUUCAACAUCACCGAGAAAGUUGACUUUAGGAAUUCAGACUGUAUCAACACCUCAGAGCUUCAGCAUUUUGGAUUUCGAUGAGAUCAUACUUGGCCCGACAGCAAAUGAUCCCGAAGCACGUGUUUCUCAAUUGGCUCCAAUACUACCCACGAGACUGAUUUCAGCUUCUCGAAUGGUGCCAACAGCUCGGCCUUUCGGUGCCCCGGAUUUUGAUGAGAUCAUACUUGGUCCGAAUGAAAUUGGACCCAAGACGCCUAUGCCUCGAGUGCCUCCCACACCGCCCAGAAAGCCAAAUCCAGAGACCCAAGCUGUGCCAACACAUCCAAGGCUCAACAUCUCGGACUUUGAUGAAAUCAUAUUUGGCCCAAAUGUAAUUGGUCCCGAAUCGUCCAUGUCUCGGGCACCUCCGACAGUGCCCAGAAGGUCGAAUCUAGGAACUCCGGUUGUACAUACACCUCCGAGAUUCAACAUCAUGGACUCGAAGACAACACCCUACCUGAAUACAAAUGAUCCCGAAGUACCCGUUCUGCAGGUGCCAAAACAGACUUUAAAAAUUCAGAUGGUACUAACACCACAGAAAUUCAACGCCCCGGACUUUGAUGCGAUCACACUUGGCGCCAAUGUAAACGAGUCAAAUGCAGCUGUGCCUUAAUGCUCGACAUUAUUGUCGAGUUCAACAAAAUCAAAGUUGGUCCAACUGCAAACAGGCCUCGAUUAGGACGUCGAUGUCAGACCAUGCCAACAUCUCGCAGAAGAGCUUAAACGCGUCAGAG